Messenger RNA from Nerophis lumbriciformis (worm pipefish), 1014 nucleotides. The record is from RefSeq and is a predicted model, not a curated record. Lineage: Eukaryota; Metazoa; Chordata; Actinopteri; Syngnathiformes; Syngnathidae.
AUGUCUGAGAAGGGAGCCUUCGACACCAACGUGCUGACCCUCACCAGGUUUGUCCUGGAGGAGGGCAGAAAGGCCCACGGAACCGGUGAGCUCACCAAUCUGCUCAACUCCAUCUGCACGGCCGUCAAAGCAAUUUCCACCGCCGUCAGAAAGGCCGGCAUCGCUAAUCUGUACGGUAUCGCCGGCAGCACGAAUGUGACGGGCGACCAGGUGAAGAAGCUGGACGUCUUGUCCAACGACUUGGUCAUCAACAUGAUCAAGUCGUCCUUCACCUCCUGUGUGUUGGUGUCUGAAGAAGACGAACAAGCCAUCGUGGUCGAAUCGGACAAGAGCGGCAAAUACAUCGUGUGCUUUGACCCGCUGGACGGUUCUUCAAACAUCGACUGUCUUGUAUCCAUCGGUACCAUCUUUGCCAUCUACAGGAAGACUACAGACAAUGAACCAAGUGAGAAAGACGCCCUUCAGCCGGGGAGGAACCUGGUAGCUGCUGGUUAUGCUCUGUAUGGUAGCGCCACCAUGAUGGUUUUGUCUACCGGACAAGGAGUGAACUGCUUCAUGCUCGACCCUGCCAUCGGGGAGUUCAUCCUGGUGGACCGAGAUGUGAAGAUCAAGAAAAAGGGGAAAAUCUACAGCUUGAACGAGGGAUAUGCGCAGCAUUUUUACCCUGAUGUGACGGAAUACAUCCAGAAGAAAAAGUACCCAGAGGAUGGCUCCGCUCCAUAUGGCAGCCGCUACGUCGGCUCCAUGGUGGCUGACGUCCAUCGCACGCUGGUGUACGGCGGCAUCUUUUUGUAUCCCGCCAAUGUGAAGAGUCCAAAGGGGAAGCUGCGGUUGCUUUAUGAGUGCAACCCCAUGGCCUUCAUCAUGGAGCAGGCGGGCGGCAUGGCCACAACGGGGGCCUGCAACGUUCUGGACAUCCAGCCUACUAACAUCCACCAGAGGGUCCCCGUGGUGCUGGGCUCACCUGAUGACGUGACGGAGUACCUCGCCAUCUAUAAGAAGCAUCACAAAUGA